Molecule: messenger RNA, 618 nt
Organism: Aureobasidium melanogenum CBS 110374
Lineage: Eukaryota; Fungi; Ascomycota; Dothideomycetes; Dothideales; Saccotheciaceae
Exons: 2
Coding region: 1-618 (205 amino acids)
Source: RefSeq, a predicted model, not a curated record
AUGUCUUUCCAACCCAUCAAGAACUCUUUCCGUUUCGUGAACACCGCUUCAAGACCUUCAUCUCUUUUCACUCGUCAAUUCCACGCAAGAACUAUAAUGGCUGCUCAGGUUCCUUCUUCGCACGACAUCUCGGCCGUCGCCAAGGAAGAGAACGGUCCCGUCAAGGGCUCUGAAUCUGCUCAGAUGCAGAGCCAGGUCGGCAAGGUCCAGAACUUCGAGAGCGCUGCUCAGGAUGUCCUCAGCAAGAUGCAGCAGGACCCCAGCUCCAUCACCGCCGACGACGCCAACUACCUCAAGUCUCGUGAAGCCCGCGCCACCGGUCAGGCUCAGCCUCCCAAGGACAGUGUCUCCGCCGACGCUCAGCGUCUCGCCGCUGCUAACGAGAAGGGCACUACACCCAAGACCGGCCCUCUGGAUCCUGCCGAGCAGUCCCAUCUUACCAAGGAGCGCAACCUCGAGCAGGCCGUCAACCAGGUCGGCUCCAAGGACCCUUCACAGAUCACCCAGGACGAUGCCAACCUCCUUCACAGCCGCGAGCAGCGUGCUCACGGUCACACUGAGAAGGGCGGUGUUGCCGCUCAGGCUCAGCACAUCGCCACCGAGAACUCCCGCUCGUAA